AUGAGACUGCCGCUGCUGGUGUCCGCGGGCGUCCUGCUCGUGGCUCUCCUGCCCUGCUCGCCAUGCAGGGCCCUUCUCGUCCGCGGGUCUGUCCCAGGUGCCCCGCGUGCCCCACCGCUCCCCCAACCCCUGGAUUUCUUCCAGCAGCCGCCGCAGCCCCAGCAGCCGCAGGCUCCGCCGGUCCUGCUCCAUAUGGGGGGAGAAUACUUCCUCCGCCAGGGUAACCCCAAAAAGAGCCCCGCUGCUCCCCGGUGGCCUGCCUCCUCGCCUCUCGCCGGCCGCAGCGGCAGCCGCCUUUCACAGGACAGGGUAGCAGCCAACUUUUUCCGAGCGUUGAGGCAGCUGCGGUCGCUGCCCCGGAACCCGCUCGACAGCCAUGCAGGUCCUGCGAGGCGCGGCGCCAAGAGCGCCCUCCGCGGCCACCAGGAGGCACCACAAAUGGAGAAGCGAUCCGAGGAAGCUCCCAUUUCGCUGGAUCUCACCUUCCACCUCCUCCGAGAAGUCUUGGAACUGGCCAGGGCAGAGCAGUUAGCGCAGCAAGCUCACAGCAACAGGAAACUGAUGGAGAUUGCUGGGAAGUGAAACGAAAUCUUCUGAGGUCCCUUUUAUCAUCUGCAUCAUUUUAAUUUCAUCUAGGUUCUCUGCUGCCUGUGUGCAUUUCAGCCAGGCAGACGCAGAGGCAGCAGUUGGAAUGAAC
This is a messenger RNA of Molossus molossus (Pallas's mastiff bat), 697 nucleotides long. RefSeq names its product corticotropin releasing hormone (gene CRH). Gene Ontology annotation, biological process: negative regulation of glucagon secretion; positive regulation of cortisol secretion; negative regulation of epinephrine secretion. Gene Ontology annotation, cellular component: extracellular region. Gene Ontology annotation, molecular function: corticotropin-releasing hormone activity. The record is from RefSeq and is a predicted model, not a curated record. The coding region runs from base 1 to 582 and encodes 193 amino acids. The transcript is spliced from 2 exons. Lineage: Eukaryota; Metazoa; Chordata; Mammalia; Chiroptera; Molossidae.